AUGGUUCUUCAUCAGUACGAUUACAUCUUUGCCCUCGGCACCAUCUUUUCUUUCCUCGAUGCCUGGAACAUUGGUGCCAACGAUGUCGCCAACUCGUGGGCUACGUCGGUAUCAUCCCGAUCCAUUGGUUACAUUCAAGCAAUGACUCUCGGUUCCAUCCUCGAAUUUGCCGGAUCCGUCGGUGUUGGUGCUCGUGUCGCUGAUACCAUCCGUACCAAGGUCGUCGACCUGGACCAGUUCGAAUCCGACCCUGCCCUUCUCAUGCUCGGUAUGAUGUGCGCCAUCGCCGCCUCUUCCAUCUACCUCACUUUCGCCACUCGCAUUGGUCUUCCUGUCUCCACUACACACUCCAUCAUGGGCGGUGUCAUUGGUAUGGGUGUUGCUCUUGUCGGUGCCGAAGGAAUUCACUGGGCCGAGCUAGACAAGGGUAUUAGCUCUGGUGUCAUCUCUGUUUUCCUCGCUUGGAUCAUUGCCCCUGGUUUGUCCGGUGCCUUUGCCGCUAUCGUCUUCCUCAUCACCAAGUAUGGUGUCAUGCUUCGAAGCCAGCCCGUCUGGAAGGGUCUCUUCCUUACUCCCAUCUACUUCGGAAUCACUGCUUCUCUCCUCACCAUGCUUAUCGUCUGGAAGGGUGGUAGUAUCAAAAUCGACUUCACUGACGCCGAGACUGUUGGCAUGAUUAUUGGUGUCGGUGCUGCUUGGGGUCUUAUUGUUUCCAUCUUCCUCGUCCCCUGGCUCUACCGUAUUGUCAUCUGCGACGACUGGCAGCUUCGCUGGUGGCACAUCGCCCAGGGCCCUCUUCUUCUCAGGCGUCCUGCCCCCCCUGCCCAGCCUGAGGGCGCCGAAGGCGGUAUCAAGGAUUUCUACGAGGGACAUCUCACCAAGGAAGAGCUUUCUGAACUUCGACGUGCUGGCCGCGAGGGCAGUGACGAGUUCGUCCGCGCCCAGAACCAGACCAGCAACGAAGGCAAGGAGGGCUCUACCGAGAACAAGGUCAUGUCUCCCCCCUCAGAAGGCACCGACGACGUUGCUGAGCCCGUUGAGGCAAAGCCCCGACGUAGCCUGGUCGGUCCCAAGCCUGAAGGUAGCCUUGUAAGCGGUGCUGUUCUGUUCUGGUACCUCAAGAAGGCUUUCCUUUCUGGUGUUGACCAAGAUAUCAUCGCCAUGCAAAAGAAGAAGAGCAUUCUUACUGGCGACCUUGACGAGAUCCACUCCACCGUUGCUCACUACGAUAACCGUGCCGAGUACCUGUAUACGUUUAUGCAAGUUAUGACUGCUUGUACAGCCUCCUUCACACACGGCGCGAACGACGUUGCCAACGCCAUUGGUCCUUAUGCUACUAUCUACCAGAUCUGGAGGACUGGUACCAUUGAGGGCAGCAAGUCUGAAGUACCUGUCUGGAUUCUUUGCUUUGGUGGUGCUGCUAUUGCUCUUGGUAUCUGGACUUACGGAUACAACAUUAUGCGCAACCUUGGUAACCGCCUGACCCUUCACUCUCCUUCUCGAGGGUUUAGUAUGGAGCUUGGUGCCUGUAUCACAGUCAUCCUUGCUACUCGUCUUAAACUUCCCGUCUCUACUACCCAGUGUAUCACUGGUGCCACCGUCGGUGUUGGUCUCUGUUCCGGCACUUGGCGCUCUAUUAACUGGCGCAUGGUUGCCUGGAUCUACAUGGGCUGGAUGAUUACCCUUCCUGUUGCUGGUAUUAUUUCUGGCUGCAUCUGUGGUAUUAUUAUCAACGCUCCUCGCUGGGGCUACAGUGGUUAA
Molecule: messenger RNA, 1761 nt
Organism: Fusarium pseudograminearum CS3096
Lineage: Eukaryota; Fungi; Ascomycota; Sordariomycetes; Hypocreales; Nectriaceae
Exons: 4
Coding region: 1-1761 (586 amino acids)
Biological process (GO): phosphate ion transmembrane transport
Cellular component (GO): membrane
Source: RefSeq, a predicted model, not a curated record